Messenger RNA from Dalotia coriaria, 9800 nucleotides. RefSeq names its product cadherin-related tumor suppressor-like. Gene Ontology annotation, molecular function: calcium ion binding. Lineage: Eukaryota; Metazoa; Arthropoda; Insecta; Coleoptera; Staphylinidae. Gene Ontology annotation, cellular component: cell-cell junction; plasma membrane. Gene Ontology annotation, biological process: homophilic cell-cell adhesion. The record is from RefSeq and is a predicted model, not a curated record.
AUGCAAGUUGACAGACUGUUCGACAUCGAUGCGCGACUUGGUGUGCUUUCCACCGCUGUUGAGCUUGACAGAGAGAUAGGAUUAGAUUAUGACCAGGUAGAGGUGUAUGCCAUUGUGGUUGCUUUGCGCGGAUUCCGCAAGACCAUAAAACUAGGUGAGCGGAGAUUAAUUCUAAUUGCGUGCAUCAUCCUCGGUGGCGAACUCGUGCAAAUCAACGUGUUGGAUAAAAAUGACAGUCCUCCAUCAUUUGCUGAUUCCACGCUGACAUUCAGUGUCUCUGAAGAUUUGGGCCAGGGUUUCACCGUUGCGAGGAUCCAAGCCCACGAUCCAGAUUCCAUCGGAAAAUUAGAAUACUCACUGGUCUCGCCAAAUAUCACCGAGUUCACAUUGGAUGCAAACACAGGCGUCCUCAAGCUUGCGGAUACGUUGGACAGGGAGGCGCGAGAUAUCUACACGCUGACGGUGCGCGCCAGCGACGGCAUACAACACACCGAUGCCACGAUUACAGUACAGGUGACAGACACGAAUGACAAUCCACCUGCUUUCCUGGAGAACGCCUACUCGUUUGACAUACCGGAAGACGCACCUCGUGGCUACCGCGUCGGCGUCGUGCGCGCUGAAGAUGCUGAUGUCGGGAGCAACUCACAACUUACCUACACAGUUAUCUCCGACUGGGCCAAUGAUGUAUUUUCGCUCAAUCCACAGACGGGAGUGUUCACUCUUACCGCCAGACUAGAUUAUGAAGAGCCGUGGAGCUGGGGUAAGACUGAGAGACGCAACGGUUACAUCGAAUAUUACUUGAUUAACGACGCGGACCGCCCGAGCGGCGCGUUUUCUUUGGGGCCUGUGGAUGGGUUACUGCGAGUUGCUGGAAAAAUCGAUCGCGAACGCCAGAGUCGGUAUGUCCUACACAUCGAAGCGAAAGAUCGGGGUGACCCGCCGAGAAUUACAACUUCUGAGUUGGUUGUCACCGUUUUGGACGAGAACGACAAUAGUCCCGUGUUUGACCCGAAACAAUAUAGCGCCACUAUUGCAGAGAAUGCUUCAAUUGGAGCCAGUGUGCUUAUGGUCUCUGCAACGGAUUUGGACGAUGGUCUUAACAGUCGCGUGAGAUUUUCUAUAGUAAGCGGUGAUAAAAAUAGAGAUUUCUCCGUUGCUGAAGACACCGGUAUAAUCAGAGUUGCUAAAAAUCUCAACUUUGAACGAAAAUCUAAGUAUAUGCUCACUGUAAAAGCUGAAGACUGUGCGAGUGAUGUUGAUGGCGGCAUUGUCCGUUCUGAUCUAGCACAAGUUUCAAUCACAGUCUCUGAUAUAAAUGAUAAUCCUCCAACUUUCCUUGAUUCCCCAUACCUUGCAUAUGUAACAGAAAAUGUGCUACCACCCAAUGGAGGCUACGUUAUCACCGUGCAAGCAUUUGAUGCGGACACACCACCAUUCAAUUCCCUGGUGCGGUAUUUCAUCAAAGAAGGCGACACAGACAUAUUCAGGAUCAACGCAUCCACCGGCGAGCUGUCCCUUUUGCGCGCGUUGGACCGCGAGAUCCAGGGCGAGUACUCGCUGUCCCUCGUCGCCAUGGACACUGGUUCACCACCUCUAACAGGCUCAGGAACAGUAAAAAUCAUCGUGCAGGAUGUCAACGACAACACGCCUGAGUUCAAACGGCAAUCAUAUCGUGCAACCAUCAAGGAAAAUAGUCCUGUCGGGUCAUUGGUUUUAUCACCAACAGCAACCGAUAAAGAUAUCGGUUUAAAUGCAAAACUUCGGUAUAGUCUUCUCGGCGAUAAAGUUCAUCGCUUUAAGAUCAACUCAGUGACUGGUCAAAUUACCACCAAUUCUAAAUUAGAUCGUGAAGAGGAAGACUUUUAUCAUUUUACCCUCAUGGCUCAAGAUGGUUCUACGACAGAACCACGCGCUGUCACUGUGAAUCUCACUAUCAUCGUUGAAGAUGAAAACGACAACGCGCCAACAUUUUCCGCUAAUAAUUAUCAUGUAUAUAUUCCGGAUCAAAAUGGUGCUGAACAAUUCAUAUUUGGUGCUAAGGCAGUUGAUCUUGAAGGGGAAAACAGUAAGAUUAUUUAUAGAAUUAUGGGUGACAAUUCCAAUCUCUUUAAAAUCAAUUCGAAAACUGGUGUGAUCAAGACGAACACUAUCUUAUCAAAAACCGGUAAGGAAAACUUUGUGGUUGAAAUUGAAGCAAUGGACAAUGGGGUUGUUAAAAAAUCGGCUAGGACCAUGUUGCGGGUACAUCUAAAACCAUCAAAAUUGUUCCCUACAUUUUCUCCUUUAUCUGAUAAUCAAUUCAAGUUGAUGGAGAAUGUUGAAGAAGGUCGUACUAUCACUAGACUAAGGGCAACGUCAAAUAAAAAAGGUUCCGCUGGUAUUAUUCGGUACGACAUUGCUGGAGGGAAUAUUGGGGAUGCACUACAAAUUGACAAGGUCACUGGAGAGGUACAAGUUGCUGCGCAAGGUUUAGAUUAUGAAGCAACAGCCACAUACGAAGUAUGGUUUGAAGCGCGAGAUUCUGAUGAUCCUCCACUUAGGAGCGUAAUGAUGUUGACCAUCAACGUAACAGAUACAAACGACAAUCCUCCGAUAAUGACACGUUCAAUGUACAAUGCAACAGUGCUUGAAGAAGAAACACCUCCGUUGUUAGUUGUGAAGAUAUCCGCGACUGAUGUAGACUCGGAAAAUGGAGAAAUCCUUUACAAACUUAUUGACGAUUUUGAUGGCAUCUUUGAAAUAGAUGAAGAAAGUGGUGAGGUAUACACCAAUGCUAAAUUGGAUCGUGAAGAAACUCCUAAUUAUGAACUAAUCGUGGAAGCUAUCGACCAGGGAACUCCUCAAUUAUCCGGAACAGCAACGGUGGUUAUUAAUGUACUAGAUAAGAACGACAAUCCUCCACGUUUUACAAGACUGUUUAGUGUUAAUGUGACUGAGAACGCCGAGAUCGGUUCAUUUGUAAUCAAGGUGACAAGUUCUGACUUGGAUGAAGGUGAAAAUGCAAACGCUACCUACAGUUUAACUGAAAACCCAGGUGAUAAGUUUAAAAUUGAUCCAGCAAGUGGUAACGUGACAGUAGUAGGUAUGUUAGAUCGCGAACAACAAGACGAAUAUAUACUCAAGAUUUCCGCUGUGGACAGUGCGUGGAGAGCGGAGACUCCAUUAACAAUUACAAUUCAAGACCAAAACGAUAACGCACCGGAAUUUGAACACUCUUACUAUAGUUUCAAUUUUCCCGAACUACAACGUAAUAUUAUUUUCGUGGGUCAGGUAUCUGCCACGGAUAGAGACAAACAAGGACCUAAUGCAGUUAUUAGCUAUUCUCUUCAGCAACCAUCAGAUUUAUUCAGUGUCGAUCCAGCAUCUGGGGAAAUCUUUAGUAAGAAAUCACUAAAAUAUAAACACGCACAGUUUGAGCCAUCACCUGAGAAUGUAUACUCGUUAACAAUCCUCGCGACAGAUAACGGCAAGCCACCGAUGAGUUCAGAGUGUUUGGUUACAAUCAAUGUUGUGGAUGCAAAUAAUAAUGCGCCAAUGUUUAAACAAAAGAGUUAUCUGACAUCAGUCCCACAAGAUGUUGUACCUGGCCAGAAACUGGUGCAAACGAUAGCUGUUGAUGAACAAGAUUUUGGUAUUAACGCAGAAAUUGGAUAUACUAUUGUUGGAGGUAAUGGCAGUAGUAUUUUCGACAUUGAUCGAAACACCGGGUGGGUUACGCUGAAAGCAAACGUGCAUGGAGUUGGAAACACAUACAAUAUUAUUGUCAGGGCUACAGAUAAAGGUAUACCACCUCAAAUGGACGAAGUACCUGUCUCGUUAAUAAUUGCAGGAGAGAACACACAUUCUCCUGUUUUUACCGCAUUGAGGUAUCAAGUGAUUGUACCUGAAAACGAACCUUUGGGAUCAACUAUUCUUACAGUUAAUGCGGUUGACGCUGAUGAUGGCCCCAAUGGAUUGAUUCGAUAUGAAAUUUCUGGUGGUAAUGCAAAAUCAGAGUUUGCGGUAGAUGCCCAAACAGGCGCAGUCACCAUCUUGAAACCCUUAGAUUAUGACACUGUACAAGAGUAUCACAUAAACAUCACAGCCACAGAUUUGGGCUUUAUUUCUAAAAAGGCAACAGCAAUGUUGACCAUAACGUUAACUGAUAUCAACGAUAAUUCGCCGAUCUUUAACCAAAGUAUUUAUGAAGGUUACAUCUCAGAAAAUCAGCCUCCAAAGAGUUUCGUUUAUCAAGUGAAAGCUACAGAUAUAGAUAGUCUUAAGAACGCAAUCAUCAUUUACACAAUAUCUGGAGGGACUGGUAUGAAUGUAUUGACUAUCGAUUCUAAAACAGGAAUUGUCCGCACCAAAAUUGCUUUUGAUUACGAAGAUGUCAAGUUGUACACGUUAAACAUCAUUGCGUCAAACCCAGAUUCUCCAAUGUUUUCGUCAACUGUUCUCAGGGUUCAUAUAACAGGCGUUAACGAAUUUUAUCCCAGGUUUGUUCAACCAGUCUUUCAUUUUGAUGUGUCUGAAUCCACGGAUGUUGGAACUUCAAUUGGUCGGAUUCAAGCUUCUGAUCAGGAUGCUGGAGAAGAUGGAAAGGUUUAUUAUCACUUUGUUGGGUCUUCCAAUGACAAAGGUUUUGCAAUCAACUCGGCAACAGGCAUCAUAACAGUGUCACGAAAUUUAGACAGAGAAACUCAAUCCAGAGUUGUUCUUACUAUUCUUGCAAAGAACGGGGGUAUUCGUGGAAAUGACACAGAUGAAGCACAAGUUAUUGUCUCCAUUCAGGAUGGUAAUGAUCCACCUGAAUUUUUGAAGGUGUUAUAUGAAGCACAAAUAUCUGAAGGUGCUUCGAUUGGUUCCAAGGUAAUCAGCGUUAAAGCUGUUGACAAAGAUGUUCGACCGCAAAAUAAUCAAUUCAGUUAUUCAAUAAUUGCGGGUAAUAUUGACAACGCAUUUAAAAUAGAUCCACAAAAUGGCGAAAUUGAAACCAUGAACACUUUAGAUCGCGAAAAUAUUGAAUUGUACACUUUGACCAUUGGAGGAAUAGAUACAGGUAUUCCACCUCAGACAGGAACAACUACAGUGAAGAUACAUGUUACUGAUGUUAACGAUAACGGCCCUGUUUUUGACCCGUCACAAUUGGUCAGUAAGGUUUUGGAGAACGAACCACCAAAUACCAAGAUUACUGUUUUGUCGGCAAGAGAUCCCGACCUUCCACCAAAUGGUGCACCGUUUGCUUAUAAAAUAAUCGGUGGCAAGCAUCAUGACUUUGUACGACUAGAAAAGCAUACUGGUUUGUUAGUGACCACGAGGAUAAUUGACCGUGAAAUUAUCCCUGAAUUAGAUCUCAUUGUUGAAGUGGAAGAUAGUGGUAGACCUAAACAAAGAUCACAGUAUAAUUUCAAGGUGACUGUGUUGGAUCAGAAUGAUAGCCCAUCAAGUCCCCGGACAGCUCAUGUUUUAGUACAUUCAUUUAGGGGUGAAUACCCGAUUGGUAAGAUUGCUCAGGUGCAACCCAACGAUCCUGACAUCACAGGUGACUACAAAUGUAGAAUCGUACAGCGUGGCAAUUCGAUUGAAUCAAUUUUAAGCAUUCCAAGUGGUUGUAAUUUGUACACUAGCAGAGUAUCAUCCUCCAUGGGACAUUCCCUGUCGAUUGUGGGUAAUGAUGGGGUGCAUGGCGACGUAACUUCCACAAUUACCGUAGAAUAUAUCAACUUUGACAACGCAACUAUACAAAAUUCAAUAACAAUUCGGAUGGUUAACAUCACAGCCACGUAUUUUUUGGGCAAUUUCUACAAGAGUUUCCUGGAUGUUCUCAAGUCAACAUUUUCAUCUUCGGACCAAAUUAUUCUGUAUGGUCUCCAGGAACGUAAUAAAACUCUGGAGUUAUUUUUUGCUGUGCGGGAACCAACAUCUAAUGGUCUUGGGUACAAGUCGAAGUCAUUCAUUACAGAAAAGGUCCUGAAGAAACAAUCUGCUUUGAACAACCUCUUCCAACAAGAAGUUAAAAUUAAUUAUAAUCCAUGUGCAAGGAAUACCUGUGAACAUGAAGGGUUGUGUUCAGAAUCUAUAGUUAUCCGUCCACAGACCAAUAUAACAGAUUCUCCCAGUAUUAUUUUCACAUCACCACAAGUGGAACACGAAUAUAAAUGCCACUGCCGAGAGGGUUAUGACGGUUUGAACUGCGAACGUAAGCAAGAUCCAUGUCAACCCAAUCCCUGCAAAUCCGGUGGACAAUGUAGACGACAAGGAUUUGGCUUCCAAUGCGUUUGUCCAUCAAAUAAAGACGGCAAACUUUGUGAACUGGAACAUGGGGAUGUGUGUUCGGACAACCCAUGUAGGAAUGGAGGAUCCUGUAGAGGAAGUCCUGAUGGUUCAUCAUUCUUCUGUUUAUGUCGUCUGGGCUUCCGGGGAACUCAAUGUGAGACAUUAGUAGAUUCCUGUAGACCUAAUCCAUGUUUACACGGAGGGUUGUGCAUAAGUUUGAAGCCGGGUUAUAAAUGUGCUUGUACUGAAGGGCGGUAUGGUCGACAUUGUGAAACAUCUACGUUUGGAUUCAAGGAACUCUCGUACAUGACUUUUCCCACUCUUGAUGCAGCCACCAACGAUAUUUCAUUCAUUUUUGCCACAACUAAACCCAAUUCACUGCUGGUCUAUAACUAUGGGCUGCACACUGGUGGAAGGAGUGACUUCGUUGCGGUUGAACUGGUCAAUGCGGAAGCUGUGUUUUCUUUCGGUGGCGCACGUACGGCCAUAACCAGUGUGCGAACAAAAGGUAAAAACAAUAAUCUCGCUGAUGGCAACUGGCAUAAAAUUACAGCUACGAGAAAUGGGAAGGUCAUUAGUUUGAGUGUGGGUGCUUGUACUGAUCAGGGCGAUGUUUGCGAUGAGUGCAAACCAGGAGAUUCGUCCUGUUAUGCUGAUGAUAUUGGUCCAACUGGCACACUAAAUUUUAACAACAACCCUGUGAUAAUUGGAGGUUUGCCAAGCGCGGAUCCCAUUCUGGAGCGACCAGGUCAAGUCCAUUCUGAUGAUCUGGUUGGCUGCGUGCAUAGUGUCUCAAUCAACGGUCGCCAACUUAAUUUAAGCCAUCCUUUGGAAUCAUACGCUGUUGACCCCACUUGCGGGAGAAAGGGCACCUGUAAAACUUCUUCCGACACUUGUGGAGAGCAAGGAACUUGCUUGGAUCGUUGGCAUAGUACUAGUUGCAUUUGUGGUCAGAAUCUGUUAGCACCGGACUGUGAAUCAGCAUUGCAACCAAUAAGUCUUAGCAAUGGUGGCUAUGUGGAGUUAACUAUCAGUAAAAAACAUCGCAGGAUGCAACUCUUGGAAAAUCUCUACGGAGGAUCCACAUGGCAUAAUAGCAAACGUAGUAUUGACAAGAGAGCCGUACUUGUUCCAGUCAACAACGCUGUGCCUAUGAACACACCACCAAAACGAAUGAGUUUGCUUUUUAGAACUAUCCAACAAAAUGGUGUGUUAUUCUACGCAGCAAGUAACAAGCAUUACACCAGCUUGGAGCUUAGGGAUGGUAAAAUUGUCUACAUGAGUAAACAAAACAACAUUGUCAAUAUGUCUGAUGUUCAUCAUGUGAAUGAUGGCAAAUGGCACAAUAUUACUCUGUUUUCACACCACAGAGAGCUUAAAGUUUUACUGGACAAUCAAAAAAUAGGUGAUGUAUUGGACACAGCAGGAGUACACGACUUUUUAGAUCCAUAUCUUAAUUACCUCUCCUUGGGCGGAGUAGCAUCAAAUGUGUACUACAGCACGCACAGUACAAACAAGCAGUUUGAGGGUUGUUUGGUUAAUUUUACCGUAAACAACGAGAUUCAACCCUUAAACGGCUCUGGUAGCAUUUUUGCACAGGUUGUCUCGAAAGGAAAGAUAAUGCGAGGUUGUAAUGGUUUAAUUGGUCUGGGGGCAGUUGUUGCCCCUGAUCCUUUAAGUAUUGGUAUCACUUUAGUGAUCAUUUUCUUUGUGGUGCUAUUGGUUGCCAUUUUUGUCUCAUUCCUUGUAUUCCGAUUGCGCAAACAAAGUAAAGAAAAAAGUGGAGUCCCUGGCAGCCCAAGUAACAUCCACAGCAAACAAAAUGGCAACUCUACAGUCAUCAACUCUAAUGGUCUCUUGAACGGAGAAAACGUUUUGUCAAGAUCGUUACAUGUCAAUGAAUCAGCUAUGGCAUACCAUUCUGAAAACGGCGAUGUCAUUCGUGGAAUUGGUGGCCAUCCAAUCGUUGGUCCUGAAUUAUUAUCGAAGAAAUUUAAAGAAAGAGAUAUUAUGCCUGGAGAUUUACAAAGAUCUCAACGACCUGAUAUAAUUGACAGAGAAGUCCUCCAGAAGCCACAAUCUUUGAGAGAUUUGCCGCCGUCAGUGAACCAUAGCCAUGAUCACGUAUCCAACGACUUGAAUUCAGAAUUACCUGAACACUACGAUUUAGAAAACGCCAGUAGUAUUGCCCCAUCAGACAUUGACAUUAUCUAUCAUUAUAAAGGAUAUCGGGAAGCGGCCGGCAUGAGAAAGUACAAAGCUAAUCCUCUGCCAGGUUUCCAUCAUAAACACGCUGGAGCACAGGGUCAAGCACAACAUAGACACUCUCCGCACCAUCCCAGCAGUUUUCCAUCUCGUGGUCCACCUGUAAGUGGAUCAGGAUCAAGGCCUCAUCAAAGUACUCCUCUUGCCAGAUUAAGUCCCAGCAGCGAAAUGAGUGCACAACAGCCUAGAAUACUGACAUUGCAUGACAUCAGUGGUAAACCUUUACAGAGCGCAUUGUUGGCUACAACAUCUUCAUCAGGUGGCGUAGGUAAAGACGUUCUGCAUUCAAACAGCGAGCGAAGUCUUAACAGCCCUGUAAUGUCCCAACUUAGUGGGCAAAGUUCAGCGAGUAGAAAGGUUUCUGGGCCACCACCUGUGACACCAAACAACCCAGGCAUGAGUUUAACUGCUGAGGAGAUUGAAAGACUGAACGUCCGGCCGCGCACGUCAAGCCUAGUAUCAACCUUGGACGCUGUAUCAAGUUCAAGUGAAGCACCUAGAGGAUCGGUACAUAAUCAUCUAUCACAUUUACAUCAUUCUCCCAUACCAGAAACCCAUCACAGCUCAUCAACAACCGACGAAAGUGGAAAUGAUAGCUUUACGUGUUCGGAAAUUGAAUACGACAAUGCGUCGCUGGCAGGUGAUAAGUACAAACAGAAUGAGCCAGAGAGUAGGCGCAGCAAUAGCAGCAUUAGUAAUAAGAACAAUAUAGCGCCGCCAUCCUACGAUGGGUUUGAUUCAUCUUACAGGGGAUCGAUGAGUACUCUGGUGGCUAGCGAUGAUGAGUUGGGUGGACUCUAUCGACCUCCAACUGGUUCCUCCACGAAUACAGCGCUGGGUUGGGAUUAUUUGUUGAAUUGGGGACCCAACUUUGAAAGUUUAGCGGGUGUGUUUAAGGAUAUCGCCGAAUUGCCCGAUAAUGUAAACGGAUGCGUUUCCAGUUUGCGACUGACAAAUGCAAACAAACCUUCGGAGGAAUACGUGUAAGCUGUAUCAAAAGUGUAAAUUGAAAACGAAAUCGAAGUGACUCACGCCUUGUAUCAAGGUGCAGAAUAUGUGAAAUUGAAGACGAUUUCGUUUCUUGCCAUAUUAUUAUAAAAAUGUAUUAUUUUGUGAAUAUUGUCACGUAGCUCCUAAGUUCCUGUCAACGCCUACACCUACAUCUACCUAAAUAGUUUUAUGUUUCUAUAACUUGUGUGUAAAUAUUGUGUAUUUCGUUAGGUUAUUUGCAGUAGUGUAAAAGAAAAUGUAAUAAAUACAAACAUUUAAAAAAUUAA